CCACCCGACUACUUUGUUCCCAAUCUUUGCGUUUGAACAUGGAAAGAACAGCGGAGCAGCCAAACCAAGAUGCGGAGCGCAACAUGUUGAGCGAUCAGGAAUCAAUCGUUACCUCAGAGGUCCGACGGGAAGUCGUUUUGGCGAAUGUCAAGAAAUCCCCAAGGAGAUGGGAUGCCCUUGAAGAGCGGAUCGGCCGUAUGCCUCAACCUCCAGCCGCCAUCUUAAUUCAGGAACCGCCACCCGGCUAUGCGUUCAAGCGAUUUCACGGCUACGAACGAUCCUGGACAAUUGGCGGCGACCACGCAAACUGUGAUGAUGAUGCCGAUGAUGAUGAUAACAAUGAUGAUGAUGAUGAUGAUGAUGAUGAUGAUGAUGCACCUGCCAGCAUGGUCAAAAUUCCAACCGGAAAUCCUCUUGCCGCAAACUCUCCAACGUCGACGUCGAACUCUCCCAAUGGCGGUGGUUCGGGGAAUCCAAAGGUGGAAGCUCCGCCAGCAGCCAACCGUAAACGUCUGGGUGGCAUUGCUUUUCCGAUCCAUCGUUCUGUCCCCUCAUGGCGUGUCGUAGAGGCGGUCGUAUAG
Molecule: messenger RNA, 581 nt
Organism: Periconia digitata
Lineage: Eukaryota; Fungi; Ascomycota; Dothideomycetes; Pleosporales; Periconiaceae
Source: the annotation of a GenBank genome assembly